This is a messenger RNA of Setaria italica (foxtail millet), 5282 nucleotides long. Its product is annotated as calcium-transporting ATPase 1, plasma membrane-type. Gene Ontology annotation, cellular component: membrane; intracellular membrane-bounded organelle. Lineage: Eukaryota; Viridiplantae; Streptophyta; Magnoliopsida; Poales; Poaceae. Gene Ontology annotation, biological process: calcium ion transmembrane transport. The record is from RefSeq and is a predicted model, not a curated record. Gene Ontology annotation, molecular function: ATP binding; calmodulin binding; ATP hydrolysis activity.
CCCGAUUCCUCUGCCUUACCCAAAAUCCAAAUCGAACCGCCGGCGGUCAGGAGGGCGGGGAACCGCGAGCGGCGGACGGCCGGGCGGCGCGGGGCGACUGGCGAGGCGAGCCCUGAGCCCUCCACCUCCACUGCUUCUGCCCCAAGCGUUGGCAGGCAGGGGGCAGAGGCGCAGGGCUGCGGGUUGGGCGCGGUCCUCGCCGGCGACUGGAGGCGGCAUCCUGUUCCGCCAUCCAGGAGGAAUUCUUCGCUCGUAGUGGUGGUAGCUGUAUUUCUCCCGCAUAUUCUGGUACUGAGUUGGCAUGGAGUAGAGAGAUCCAUCCGGACUUGUGGCUGAUCUCUUCUUUUGGGAUUAGGAAGCCCUGCGCAUCACUGGCGAAAGGGGUUGAUUCAGAGAUGCGUUUCUCUAAAGAAGAUCUGGUUGGGUCAGCGUUUAUGGCUUUUGGCGUUACUUUGUUUGUGGGUUUCUUCUACGCUGCUGUUCUGUCCAAGCUGCUUCCACCGUAUGAAAAUAGGCUUCUAGCUGCCGUCCAAAAUGAUUGGUAUUACUGCCUACUUGUGCCGUUGACACUUCCUGUCAUAAUCGUGGCUGUCUAUCUGCAUUGGCUUAGCAUGAAGAUGUUCAAACAUGCAUGAAGCAAUAUUUCUGUGGAUUUUAUGGAACAAGUAUGCAGCUUUGUUCCAAUUUCAGAAACUCUGGAGCACGAUGAGGAUCAAGGUAGUUUAUCUGAAAGUGUCAUGUCAAGUUGUAAACUGUAGUGUUACACAGUCCCGAGUUUGUGUUUGUCAGCUCCAAUGUGUAACUUGAUUGUGCUUCAAUCAGAAAUACCCAUUCCUUCCAUAUGAACAAUUGCCGCCAAGUGCUAAGUAUAUAUAUUGCUAAAUGUACGGACUGUCAUAUUAUAAUAUUUGAGGAGGAGAUCGGUACUUAUUUUCAAUCUAUUGACCAUAAGUGGUGGCUUCACAAUAAGAACUUCAGAAUUCACGCUUCUCAUUUAGUUUGUUCUGCUAUCAUGUGGAGGUUGUGGAAAGUAAGAGGUGCCUUCUGUUUUCAGAUUUGAAGAUACUCUGGAGCACUUGAGAUGGUCUGUCAGCACUUGGUUCAGUCAGUAUGUCACCUCUUGGUAGAGUUUGUAUUGGAAAAGUCUGACAGAUAACCUACUCCACCCAAGUUUGAUCAGCGUAUUUGUUUGUGUCACCGAGACUAACGAGAAGUAAAACUCCCACUGUAAUCCAUUUAUUCUGCAUCCGUUUAGCAGCUCGUUUAGCCAAUUACCCUGGCAUGCAGAUUGAACGCAUUGAGCCAAGGAGAUGGAACAUGGGCGGCAGGACUGAAUAGUGGCCGCAUGCAAAUGCCCUGAUAAUACGCUGAUCAAACUUGAUGGAAGGAGUAGUUCCAAUGGUUGAUCUUGAUUUUUCUUUUUGAGUUCUUCUAUGAUGAUAUAUGUAAUUGAAUCAGACUUGACAGUUGUGUGUCCAUGCGCCAUGCUAAUAUCAGGAGGCAGGGCAAGCAAUGGAUGCGCGUUGUUGCCUAUAUUUAUCCAGACUCCAGAGAGAUCCGCGGCGUCUGCAUGGGAUCCGAUUGGGAGGUCGUUACAGUUUUGAUCCCGUCAAAAGCUGCAGCGAGAGCUCCCUGCUAACCCGGGACUCCGCGACAGGUGGGUCGGUAGCCCGCGCUCCCAGAAACCAGAAGCCAUCCAGCGCCAUUGCCUGCGAAACAAAGCAGAGGAGAUCGGCGCGCGCACGUCCACUGAGCACCGGGGGAGGAGAUCGAGAUGGCCAUGGAGUUGCAGACCUGAUCCUACUCAAGUACCCGAGCAGUAGCUGAGAUUAGCGGUUGAUCUGAGGAGGAGAGGAGAGGAGAGGAGGGGAGAUCAGUAUGGCGUACCUUCGGAACAAGUCGAUGGAGUUCCUCAAGAGGUUCGAGAUGCCGGCGAAGAACCCGUCGGAGGACGCGCAGCGCCGCUGGCGGGAGGCCGUCGGCACGCUCGUCAAGAACCGCCGCCGCCGCUUCCGCAUGGUCCCCGACCUCGACAAGCGCUCCCAGGUCGAGACGCAGCGUCGCAAGAUACAGGAGAAGCUUCGUGUUGCCCUCUACGUGCAGAAGGCUGCACUGCAGUUCAUCGAUGCUGCACGCAAGACGGAGCAUCCGUUGCCGGAGCUCGCGCGGCAAUGCGGCUUCUCCAUCAGCGCGGAGGAGCUGGCCACCGUGGUGCGCAACCAUGACACUAAGAGCCUAAGGCACCACAAGGGCGUCGACGGCAUCGCCCGGAAGAUCAACGUCUCCCUCGCCGACGGCAUCAAGUCAGAUGACACGGGCGUCCGGGCCGAGGUCUACGGCGCCAACCAGUACACCGAGAAGGCACCAAGAACGUUCUGGAUGUUCCUGUGGGACGCCAGCCAGGACAUGACGCUCCUGCUCCUCGCCUUCUGCGCGCUCAUCUCCGUCGUCAUCGGCCUCGCCACCGAGGGAUGGCCCAGCGGAAUGUACGACGGCCUCGGCAUCGUGCUCACCAUCUUCCUCGUGGUCAUGAUCACAGCGGCCAGCGACUACAAGCAGUCGCUGCAGUUCCGGGACCUCGACAAGGAGAAAAAGAAGAUUGACAUGCACGUCACUCGUGACGGCUACCGGCAGAAGGUGUCCAUCUACGACAUUGUCGUCGGCGACAUCGUCCAUCUCUCUAUUGGCGACCAGGUGCCGGCAGACGGCUUGUACAUUGAUGGCUACUCGUUCGUGGUCGACGAGUCGAGCCUCUCUGGCGAGAGCGAGCCAGUGCACUUGUCGAACGCGAACCCGUUCUUGCUCGGCGGGACCAAGGUGCAGGACGGCUCGGCGCGGAUGCUGGUUACGGCGGUCGGGAUGCGGACGGAGUGGGGGAACCUGAUGGAGACGCUGAGCCAGGGCGGCGAGGACGAGACGCCGCUGCAGGUCAAGCUCAACGGCGUGGCGACCAUCAUCGGCAAGAUCGGGCUGGCGUUCGCGGUGCUCACGUUCACCGUGCUCAUGGCGCGGUUCUUAGUGAACAAGGCUCAUGCGCCUGGCGGGCUGCUGCGGUGGAGGGGCGAAGAUGCGCUCUCGGUGCUCAACUUCUUCGCCGUCGCGGUCACCAUCAUCGUCGUCGCCGUGCCCGAGGGGCUGCCGCUCGCCGUCACGCUCAGCCUUGCGUUCGCCAUGAAGAAGCUGAUGCAGGAGCGUGCUCUCGUGAGGCACCUCUCGGCGUGCGAGACAAUGGGGUCGGCGAGCUGCAUCUGCACCGACAAGACUGGCACACUCACCACGAACCACAUGGUCGUCGAGAAGGUCUGGGCGUCCGGGGCAGCGCUGACGGUGAGCACCGCCAAAGGCUUCGACGAACUCAAGUCGUUGGUGUCAGAAAACUUCACCAAGGUGCUACUAGAGGGCGUCUUCCAUUGCUCCGGCUCGGAGGUCGUCACGAACAAGGACGGAAAGACCACCAUCAUGGGCACGCCCACCGAGACGGCCAUCCUCGAGUUCGGUCUCGAGGUGGAGAAGUACACGAAAAUAGAGCACGUUAACUCCAAGAAGCUCAAGGUGGAGCCGUUCAACUCGGUGAAGAAGACAAUGGCCGUGGUCAUCGCGUCCCCACACGCCGCCGGGUAUCCCCGCGCGAUCCUGAAGGGCGCAUCCGAGGUCGUCCUGAGACGGUGCAGCAACAUCAUCGACGGCACCGGGAGCGUCGAGAAACUCACAGAGGCAAGGGCGAAGCGUGUGGCCAGCGCCAUCGACGCGUUCGCGUGUGAGGCGCUGCGCACGCUCUGCCUGGCGUACCAGGACGUCAGCAGUGGCAGCGACAUCCCCAACGACGGGUACACGCUCAUUGCGGUGUUCGGCAUCAAGGACCCCCUCCGUCCAGGCGUGAGGGAGGCCGUGAAGACGUGUCAUGACGCUGGUAUCAAUGUCCGCAUGGUCACUGGUGACAACAUCAACACGGCCAAGGCGAUCGCGAGGGAGUGCGGCAUCCUGACUGACGAUGGAAUUGCCAUCGAGGGGCCCGAGUUCCGGGUGAAGAGUCCCAACGAGAUGAGGGAGAUCAUACCCAAAAUACAGGCACGAAGCUGUAGUCUCUUUUCUCUGAAGAAUUUGCAUAACAAAACUAACACGACUGAUUUCCUGUGUCUGCAGGUGAUGGCUCGGUCGUUGCCGUUGGACAAGCACAUGCUGGUGACCAACCUGAGGGGCAUGUUUGGAGAGGUGGUGGCAGUGACCGGCGACGGCACAAACGACGCGCCUGCGCUCCACGAGGCUGACAUCGGCCUCGCCAUGGGCAUUGCUGGAACAGAGGUUGCCAAGGAGAACGCUGAUGUGAUCAUCAUGGACGAUAACUUCUCGACCAUAAUCAAUGUCGCGAAAUGGGGUCGUUCCGUCUACAUCAACAUCCAGAAGUUCGUGCAGUUUCAGCUCACGGUGAAUGUUGUCGCUCUAAUGGUGAACUUCGUCUCCGCAUCUUUCACAGGAAGCGCGCCACUGACCAUUGUGCAACUGCUGUGGGUGAACCUGAUCAUGGACACCCUCGGUGCCCUAGCGCUAGCGACGGAGCCCCCCAAUGACACGAUGAUGCAGAGGCCACCAGUCGGCCGAGGCGACAACUUCAUCACUAAGGUGAUGUGGAGGAACAUCAUCGGCCAGAGCAUCUACCAGCUGAUCGUGCUUGGCGUUCUCAUUUUCAAGGGGAAGAGCCUCCUGCAGUUGAACGGCAAUCAAUCUGACCACCAGCUCAACACCUUCAUUUUCAAUACCUUUGUGUUCUGCCAGGUUUUCAAUGAGGUGAACAGCAGGGAGAUGGAGAAGAUCAAUGUGUUCAGCGGUAUCUUCAGCAGCUGGAUCUUCUCGGCGGUUGCUGGUGCCACUGCGGCGUUCCAGGUGAUCAUCGUGGAGCUCCUAGGGACAUUUGCCAGCACGGUUCAUCUGAGCGGGAGGCUCUGGCUCACCAGCAUCCUGAUCGGGUCAGUCAGCCUGGUGGUUGGUGCCAUCCUGAAGUUCAUCCCCGUCGAUUCCAGCAGUGACUCGUAUGAUCACCACGAUGGUUACGAGCCCAUCCCCACCGGCCCUAACGCCGUGUGAUUUUGAACAUGCUUCAUCAUUCUUUUCCUUUUUAGAAACAAGAGAAUUCAGUAGUUUGAUAAUUUUAGAUAGGAGAAACUGUUAUUGCCGUUUUAGCAAUUUGAUCUUCAGUCUGUCGACCAUGUUGUCUUUUCAGGCAAACAAUGUGUUUGAAUGUGGAUGACAAAAUCAAUGUUUUUAGCGAAUAAUGGUAGAGUCUA